Ogataea philodendri is the source of this 1872-nucleotide messenger RNA. RefSeq lists its product as uncharacterized. Gene Ontology annotation, cellular component: membrane. The transcript has a single exon. The record is from RefSeq and is a predicted model, not a curated record. Bases 1 to 1872 code for a protein of 623 amino acids. Gene Ontology annotation, molecular function: antiporter activity; xenobiotic transmembrane transporter activity. Gene Ontology annotation, biological process: xenobiotic detoxification by transmembrane export across the plasma membrane. NCBI's taxonomy places the organism in Eukaryota, Fungi, Ascomycota, Pichiomycetes, Pichiales, Pichiaceae.
AUGGAGAGAAGAGACAGUAUCAAACGUCGAAAUACCGGUUUGUUCUCACGAACGCUUGGUCAAAUACCCAAGUCGAUCAUGAAUGCGAACAGCACCGGUAUCAAUUCGAAGCGACGUAAGAUUCCUUUGAUGUUUGUUCCUCCGAGCACGCAAUCACCUCUUUUCGUUUACGGUAACGAUGUGGAUCAACGUUCUUUUUUGAGUCUUGGAACAGACUUGCAGGCUGCUUCUGAACACAGAUCUGCUAUUGAGCGCGACAACGAGUCCAUAGUUACCUCCAGGUCUUUACCGUCGACAUUAGACCACACCAAUGACGAUAUCGAUUCUGUUCAUCAAUGGUUGGAGGAAGAGCGCGAGAGAAGAAGCAUGCACGAUGCAGGGUCAGCUUUUCCUAACUAUGGUUCUGCAAACGAUACUGACGACCUCCUUGUUCAGGCAGACAGAAUGUUCAAGGACCAAGAAAGCGAUCUGUCAUACGAGGAAGACAUGGGAUUCAAAGAUGAAGAGGUGGAGGAUUUUGCUCACGAGAAAGCCACUACGGCAUCUGAAUCAUGGAAGCUUGCCCAAUACUCGUUUCCAUUGAUCUUGACGUUUGUCUUGGAACAGAUAUUCUCGUUAGUUUCUGUCGUUUUUGUUGGCCAUCUUGGGAAGCAGGAACUCGCUGCCGUUAGUAUGGCUUCCAUGACCAGUACUAUCAUUUUGGCUAUCUACGAAGGAAUUGCCACAGCAUUGGAUACUCUUUGUCCUCAGGCUUAUGGUGCGGGCCAGUACGCCAAAGUUGGUAUACAUACCCAAAGAUGCAGCCUGUUCUCCUUGGUUCUUUACAUCCCCUCGGCUCUAUUUUGGUGGUACAGUGGCUCGGUUCUAUCACACUUUAUCGACGAUCCAGAGGUGGUCGAAUUGUCUCAACAGUUUCUGCGAAUUUUGAUUCUUGGAGGACCAGCGUAUAUUCUUUUUGAGAACGGCAAACGGUUCCUGCAAGCACAAGAGAUCUUUGAAGCUGGAACUUUAAUUUUAUUUAUUACAUCCCCCAUAAACAUAUUGGUCAACUGGGUGUUGAUCUACUACUGGGAUUUCGGAUACAUUGGUGCACCAAUUGCUGCUGUGCUGAAUUUCUGGCUCAUGUUCAUCCUGUUGAUCCUUUAUGUGGUCUUUAUCGAUGGAAGAGAGUGCUGGGACGGAUUCACUUGGGAGGCAUUAACACAUUGGUACGACUUGUCGCUACUGGCUAUUCCGGGAACAGUCACGCUUCUAGCAGAGUCGUUGGCAUACGAAGUCCUCACACUGCUAGCUUCCUAUUUCGGUACAGAGGCGCUGGCUACCCAAUCGGCCCUUUCAAGUUUGGUGUCACUGUUGUAUAUGGUACCAUUUGCUCUCUCUGUUGCUUCGUCAACAAGACUGGCCAAUUUUAUUGGAUCCGGAAACAUUGAUGCGGCUCGAGUGACCACCAAAGUGGGGCUUUCUGCUUCUGUGGUCUGCGCAUCAGCCAACUCCCUUUUGAUUUUAUUCGGAUCAAAGUUGAUCGCACGCAUGUUCACAGAGGACCCUGAAGUCACAAGAAUGAUUGUUGGCCUGUGUCCACUCCUCUCUGUGUUUGUGCUGUUCGACGGACUCGCAUGUGUUGCAAAUGGUAUAUUAAGAGCGCUAGCUUUGCAAGCAAUAGGCGGGUUCCUCAGUUUACUGGGCUACUAUGUGGUGGCAGUUCCAUUGGCAUUCGUGCUUGCAUUUCAUUUGGACAUGGAAUUGGUUGGACUAUGGAUCGGUAAUGGUACGGGUUUGUUGUUGAUCGGCGUUGCCGAACUGUUUGUCAUCUAUCGAGUUGACUGGAAAAAGAUUGUCGAGGCUGCCAAAAAACGCAACCAAGACAAAUAG